This is a messenger RNA of Cucurbita pepo subsp. pepo (vegetable marrow), 1137 nucleotides long. The record is from RefSeq and is a predicted model, not a curated record. Lineage: Eukaryota; Viridiplantae; Streptophyta; Magnoliopsida; Cucurbitales; Cucurbitaceae.
AUGACGAAAUCAAGAUCAAGAACAACAACAACAUUAAUGUUUGAUCCAAAGCAUAAUCCAUUUUGGGUUUGUGUAAUUUCUCUUGCCAUAUUCAUUCCAUCAACAAGCUGCACCCCUACACCGCCAACUUUGAUCAACUUCGGCGACUCGAACUCCGAUACCGGUGGUGUUCUUGCUGGGACUGGACUCCCCAUCGGCCUCCCCCACGGCAUUACCUUCUUCCAUCGUGGUACCGGGCGCUUCGGUGACGGUCGCCUCAUAAUUGACUUCUUCUGUGAAGACUUGAAACUAAGCUAUUUGAGUCCAUAUUUGGAGUCCUUAGCUCCAAAUUUUACAAGUGGAGUGAACUUUGCAGUGAGUGGAGCAACUACACUUCCACAGUUUGUUCCUUUUGCUCUUGAUGUUCAAAUUCGCCAAUUCAUUCACUUCAAAAACCGUUCUCUUCACCUUCAAUCAUUAGGUAUAUGUAAAACUAAGAACAUAAUGGAUGAAGAAGGGUUUAAGAAAGGAGUAUACAUGAUUGACAUUGGUCAGAAUGACCUCUUAGUUGCCCUUUAUGCAUCAAAUUUAACCUACAAACCAGUGGCCCAAAAGAUCCCAUCUUUUCUUGCAGAAAUCAAGCUAGCCAUUCAGAAUCUAUAUGCAAAUGGUGGAAGAAAAUUUUGGAUACACAACACAGGACCAUUAGGUUGCUCUCCAAAAGAGCUGGCAUUGCAUCCCCACACCCACAAGGAUAUUGACCAAAUUGGGUGCCUUAAGGUUCACAAUCAAGUCGCCAAAUCCUUCAAUAAAGACCUAAAAAAUAUGUGCAAACAGCUACGAUCUCAAUUUAAGGAUGCCAUCGUUGUCUACGUCGACGUAUACACCAUCAAGUAUAAUCUCUUCGCCCAUCCCGACGUGUACGGGUUUGAGAAGGCAUUGAUGGCAUGUUGUGGGUACGGAGGGGCACCAAAUAAUUACAACGUGAAGGCAACAUGUGGGCAACCGGGGUACUCCAUCUGCGCCAACCCUUCCAAAGCUAUCGUUUGGGAUGGAGUUCAUUACAGUGAAGCUGCCAAUCGUGUUGUGGCUUCCGCUAUCUUAUCUGCCCAUUUCUCCACUCCUCAACUUACACUUCGCCAACUUUUCAUGCUUUAG